CACGAAAGCAGCGAUUGGGGCAAAAACGCUUCGCUCCGCGUUGAUUGGCUGAGGAAAGAAGUGGCGCCUCUCGACGUUCUUGCCGGCCCCCGCGCGAAUGGUGGCGGAGCUUGUGAGGGAACCUGAGUGAGGGUUCCGUGCUUUUCACGUGCUGCCUCGCGUGCCCUUCCGCGAUGAUUAUAUUGCUUAAGUAUAUGAAACAGCCAAAAUGCCUGUUAGGCGUGAAGGACAGCUUGAAAAGUGUGUAGAUGAAGCUAUAAGAAAACAUGAUUUUCACGCAUUGCAACAGUUUCAGCAAACACAUUUUUCUGAUGAUAUGUCCCAUAAAUGCAGCAAGCAGUUUCUCAACAAAUUAGACAAGCUUAUAUGCCAGCAACUUGACAGUGAAGACAUUAACAAUGUUUCAACUUUGUUGAAUACUCUUCAGAACCAUGGCAAAAAUAUUAACAUAUUAGGUGAAGUUGGGUUUCCAGCCAUGAUUGAAUAUGGUCUUAUUCAAAAGAUAAUUCCCCAGGCCAAAGAGAUUUUGGGGAAAAAAGACAGUGAAUGUAAUGAAGCAUAUACUACUCUCUUUGAAGAUUUCUUUGAUGUCCUAAUGAUAGCACAUGAUACCAGCAGUGAAGGUAAAAUUCAGACACUUGAAAAUUUUUUAUUGCGAAUAAGUGCUCUUGCUGCUGAUAAAAGAAUUAGUAUUUAUAUUCAGCAGGAGGCAGUAAGAAAACUGAACACCAUGCUUAUUGCUAUGCCUCGAGAUAUUAGAAAGAAAACAAUUUCUACAAAGGAAAUGCUACAAGUCAUGAGUGAUAUGGGGAAAAGAAUUUUGGAUGCUGGGGACUAUGAUCUUCAAGUUGCCAUUACUGAAGCAUUAUGCAGAAUGACAUCAGAAAAACAAAGAAGAGAGCUGGCAAUCCAGUGGUUUCCAAUGGAUUUUGUCAGCAGUGCAUUUAAACAAAUUAAAGAUUCUGAGUUUGAAACAGACUGCAGGAAGUUCCUUAACCAAGUUAAUGGCAUGCUUGGAGACAAAAGAAGGGUAUUUACCUAUCCUUGUUUAUCAGCUGCCCUUGGUAAACAUGAGCUACAAAUGCCAGCAGAUGAAAACCUUGAAGAAUGUUGGAUUGACUUUAACGUUGGUAGUAAAAGUAUAUCCUUCUAUGUUGCUGCAGAUGAUGAAGGUCAACAGUGGGAAACUGUGUGCAUACCAGAAGAAGAUGUUAAGACCUAUAUAAUCGAAGAAAAAGAAAAAGAGAAAUUGUUAAUGGUACAUCUAAACAACCCAAUGUCUAUUGGUGCCCAGGAAGGUGAGAAAAUAAUCUUGCAUUUUGAUUCUGCAUUGGAAAUUACGGAUGCAGUAAGAAAAGUUUAUGAUGCAACAAAAUAUCAGGGGUUUACAAGGAAAAAUACUGUGUCAGUUGCAAAAACAACGGUUCAUGUAGUUUUUGAUGAAAGUGGAUCACAGGUUCUUAUACCGGAAAGUCAGAUGUCACCUUUGAAAGAGAAAGAAUGUAAAUUACAGCAAGAAAAAAAUAGUUGUUUCUCUCAACAUCAAUAUCCCCAGGCAGAGAUAAAUCUAAGUAAAAAAACAAUUGAGAUGGACUUCCAAACAGGUCAAUCCAAGACCACCCCUGGUAAAAGGAAAAUGUCUGAGGCAUCAAUGAUUGUGUCAUCCACUUCCAGGUUUUCUGUGCAGAGUCCAUUUCCUUCAAUUAGUACUUCAACUCCACGAAAAGGAAAGAUUAAAACCCCUCUUCAGAUGAUGAGCUUAGUGGAAAGAAAUGAAAUUUUCUCAGUACCUGAGACAAGGGCUAUGAAGGCUGGCCGAGAAGAUAAUUGUGCACCUCCACUUUCUGCAACCAAGGCUCUCAAUAGGAAUAAUUCUGUUCAGAAGCAAGUUCCAGCUGAGAAAAUGAAAAAUAUGAUCCACAGUGAGGAUGACCUAUAUAUUAAUGGAAAGCAAAAAUUAGAUGAGUUAAGUGAUAUUGUUCCUGAUUCCCAACCACCAAUACGCAAAAGUGACAAAUCAUUGUUUCCUGGCCUUUCAAACAAUUUUGUUGCUGAAAUUAAAACUCAGAAAAAAACUAAGUGCUGGAUACCUGAAACAAUAAUAACUCAAUGUCAGAAGAUUACUGCCUCAGAAAGUAUAGCAUAUCAAGCUGCUAAUCUAAGUGACAGAGCUGCUAAGCAAAGAGCUUUUGCUUCAAUAUUUGAAAUGACGUCUUCCGACUUAAGAAAAAAACAGCAUUGCAGUGGCAAAUUCAUAGAGGAGCAACACAGCAAAACUAAUAAAAUACCAGAUUCACAAAACAGUUUUAAGCAUUUGGAUGAGAAAAUACCAAAAAGUAAAAGCAGAAAGAGUGUUUCCAAUACAUCUGAAAUAUCACUUCCUGCUACCAAAAAGAAUAAUAGUUCUCUAAUAACUUCAAGGCACUCUAAAUCAAUCUCUGAAAUGAAUGAUCAUGAUAUUAGAUUGAAUAUAUCACCUCCUGCAAAAGAGACUGCUAAUAAGAAAACCGAUCAAAUAAAUUAUGAGAAGAAAACAAAAUCAAAAGAUGUGAUUGAAGCAGCAGAAAUGUUAAUAAACAAAAUCGGCAAAAGAUAUAAAGAAAAGGAUGGUAUAAAAAAUACAGCAAAAUUGUGCCAAUCAUUUUCUGAUAGGAGCGUGUCGUUAAAUAAAAUUUGUAGCGAUGAUAAGAAAAAAAGACAGAAUAGAAGGACUGGAAAUCUCCGAACUACACUACACAACAAUACUAAUGAACAAUCUGUGGAUGAUGUCUAUGACUUUAAUCAAAGUGGAUUUGAUGAACCUACAAUAAAGCUUGGAGUCCAGGAAUUAAAUCUUAUUAAUUUAGAAGCUACUGGUGUACUCCCAAAGAAAAUGACUCAGAAAAAUGAAACAAGCGUAACCCAAAAGAAGCAGGAAAAGAAGGGCAGGACAAAUAGAAACUACAAGCAUCUUUUUAGUGACACAGACACCGAAUAUAGAGGUGAUGAUACCAACACAGAUAUUAGCUGGUUAAGGGAAUCAAAUAGAAAGCCUAGACCUCAGCUCGUAAAUUAUGGCAGAGCCAGAAAACCAAGGAAGUCCAAAACUCUGAAACCAGAUAAAUUCUCUAUAUCACCAGGGAUGAGGGAAAUAUCUCCACCCACGAAAAGCAGAAGUAAUAAGAAUGAUAACGGUGAUGGGGAAAGAACACUACAGACUAGAUCAAAAAACCUCAGAAAAGCAGCACUAGCCAAAAAAUGUUACAAAGAACUCUCAAGCUCAGGGAUAGAGAGUGAAGAGGAAAUUUCUGAAUAUCUGAAUAAGAGGAACACUUCAAAUGAACGUCCAGAACAUAAAAUCACAGCAAAAUCUAGAGCUGCUAAUCAAUCCAAGUUACAACAUACAAUUGCCAGUGAGACAGUCAGAGGAAAAUUGAUAAAUCAGCCCGAAAGAUCUACUAAAGCAAAAGAUGACAUGAUAAAAAAGCAAAUGGAAUUACCAUCAUCUCCUUCAUCUGGGAGUCCACCUUUCUCUGAGAUAAUGAGAUGUUAUGAGAAACAUACAGAAGAAUCUACUGAAGAGCAUAUAUCAGUGAGAAGGUCAUCCUUAUCGUCCUAUCUUGAAGAAUUAACACCUGAAAAGGACAAAUCCUUAGAGAAUAUGAAAGAAGAUUUUACUAUGGGAAAAAUUAAUUCAGAAACUGAACUAUUGAAGGAUCUUCCUGAAACUGAAGAUCUCUCACCUGGGAUAAGUCCGCUUUCUUUGUCCAGUGUUAGCCCCUUCAAUAGAAAAAAAACAUUUAUCAAUUAUAACAAUUCAGAAAUCGCUAAGGACAAAAUCUGUGACGCUGAUGAAGCAGUGAGUGUUACAAGGGGCUUUUUAAAUAAAUCAUUUCAUACAGAAAUGGAAGAUAUAUCUGAAAAUAUCAUGAACAGUAGAAGAGAGGCUUCUUUACCUCCAUCUCAAUUAACCACACCUUGCAGAAGCAGAGAAGAAUUACAACAUGAAGAAUGUCUUACCCAUGUACAUGAAUCUGGACCUACAAUACAUCCUAAUUUCAAACGACUGUAUCAGGAAGAUACAGAAAAUUAUUCAGAUGAAGAAGAAAUCAGGAGGGAGGAAAGGAAAAUAAAGCUUCUCCCUAGAAAGUUAUUCAAAGCAGAUGAUAGCACUUACAGAGUAUCUGAAAGCUUAUCUACUUUUUCUGUCAAUGAGCUAUCUCUUUUUGAUGGGGAAGGCUGGGAUGCAGACUGUUCAAAUGUAGGUAUGAUUUGUCAGACGCUUCAUAAGGAAUAUGCUAGGAAAAUACAGGUGAAUAUGUUUCUUGGAGAUACAUAUUUAGUGUAUACUGUCUUUGUCUCAAAUGUGCUGGUAAUGAUGAACAUGUUUGUGCAUCGGGGUGGGUUCUACUUACCUUUACUACUGGUUCGCAACGGGAUCAUGUGCGUGAGCAAAAUGAGCGUGCGCGCCAAGCUUCUACGCAUGCACAGAUCGCCUAUGAUGACAUCCAGGUCGAUGGGCGGAGCCUCCUGCCGCUUUUACUACCAGUUCUUGCAAACCAGGGGCCGCCCACCACUGUUGUACAUGCGUGUGUGUGUGUGUGUGUGUGUGUGUAACAAGCAUCCAUUCUCUUUUAUAAAAGUUAUUCUUUAUAAUCUCAUUGUAAGGUCAUAUUUCCAUGUCUAUUCAGAAUAUUACAGAAACUUGAAUUUAUUAUUUUUGCUCACAGACUUUUCUAUAGCAAGAAUAUUUAAAAAAUCAGUAGUUUUUAUUUUACUAGAUGUUUUCUGGUUUGUUUUUCUAUACUCUUUAAAAUGAUUACUGCCAUGUAUAUAUGUGCUUUCUCUCGCUCUCUCAGAAUAGAAUAGAAUAGAAUAGAAUAGAAUAGAAUAGA
This is a messenger RNA of Ahaetulla prasina, 4874 nucleotides long. It is a transcript of the gene SYCP2, whose product is annotated as synaptonemal complex protein 2. NCBI's taxonomy places the organism in Eukaryota, Metazoa, Chordata, Lepidosauria, Squamata, Colubridae. The coding region runs from base 209 to 4798 and encodes 1529 amino acids. The record is from RefSeq and is a predicted model, not a curated record. The transcript is spliced from 39 exons.